Messenger RNA from Echinostoma caproni, 282 nucleotides. The record is from the annotation of a GenBank genome assembly. Lineage: Eukaryota; Metazoa; Platyhelminthes; Trematoda; Plagiorchiida; Echinostomatidae.
AUGUAUCAGUCAUCGGAAGCCUGCUUAAUCGGUGCAGAAAAUUUAGCGUUCUGCAUUUUAAUUCCACCUACCUUAUCAGGUAAGAAGGAUAUUUACUUUUUGCGACCGGUUCAUUCAAUUUCUUUGGAGAAAUAUGAUGAUCCUAGCCUACGGGCUAACGCCAGCCACGGAGUGACGCGAUACAAGUUCAAGACAACUGUGGUGAGUAAACCCUCACAGUUGACUCCAGUCAAGCGCCUAUGCAUUACCGUGCCUGGACAACUAACCACAGGUCAACUGUGA